Molecule: messenger RNA, 648 nt
Organism: Colletotrichum spaethianum
Lineage: Eukaryota; Fungi; Ascomycota; Sordariomycetes; Glomerellales; Glomerellaceae
Exons: 2
Coding region: 1-648 (215 amino acids)
Source: RefSeq, a predicted model, not a curated record
AUGCCUGCCCCCGUUCCAAGCCCAAAUCCGGCCCGGUUUCCUCUGCCACUGGCCCAGUUCCAGGGCCUGCCUACAAGGAUACAGUUUUCAGACCAGCCUCGGAUACCCCAGCUGCCUCGUCAGGUCGCCGGUGUCUCUCCUAACACCGCUCAGCAGAUGGCGAUGUUUCGGAUAGCCCCCAGUCAGGGCACUACCGCCGACAGGUUUGCUGUCAUGCUCACGUCCGUCAGCGGCAGCCAUAACGGUGCUGCUCCCGUGGUAUCUACUGCCCCCACCGCCUCCAGCCUUUCGAUUCCGCCUGCUCCAGCCAUCGCUGCGGCGCCGAAUUACUACAUUUCGGGACAGAGACAUGGCGGCUCCGCUCAGCCCAACGGUAGCCUCAACCAGCAUGGGUACGACAACCGCGCGCGGUCCCCGAGCCGACACCAGGGUCCCACUCGAUCCGGAUGGCCCAGUGAUAGUAGACGCAAACGUCGAGGCAGCAAGCAUCGUCAGCGUAUUCUGGCGCCGAGCCGCGAUGGCAGCCGCAGCAACGGCUCUCGUUACGGCUCAAACGACAAGCGGGUCGAAUUCGACCGAUCUCUUCCCGCCGGCCACAUCAAAGGUCUUAGCCGAACCCUUCUGAGCAAUAGCAUGCAGCUCAGAUAG